Molecule: messenger RNA, 1167 nt
Organism: Phlebotomus argentipes
Lineage: Eukaryota; Metazoa; Arthropoda; Insecta; Diptera; Psychodidae
Product: 3-oxoacyl-[acyl-carrier-protein] reductase FabG-like
Exons: 2
Coding region: 263-1033 (256 amino acids)
Molecular function (GO): oxidoreductase activity
Source: RefSeq, a predicted model, not a curated record
UUUCACACAGAAAAUAAAUUUUAUUUAUGCUUCAAAUGAAAGUAUGGGAUGAUUGUAUGUACAGUCCAAUGGGAAAAUAACGUCUUUCAUUUGAAAUUCUGUACUAAAAUGGAGUAGACCGACUUUCGUCAAGUCCAGGGAUUGGAAAUCGUCACUUGCGGGCCUGAAGCCAAUACGAGCGGAAAGCAGCUGAUUGUCAGUGCCGUUUGUGGGACUCUUAUCGGCAAGAGAGAAAUUGUUGCGUAACACUUGUUCAUAGAAGAUGAAUUUCGCCGGUAAAGUCGUGCUGCUCACAGGUGCCUCUUCAGGUAUCGGCUAUGCAACGGCGCUUCAUUUGGCCAAAUUGGGUGCGAGUUUGUCGCUAACGGGACGCAACGUUGAGAGUCUCACGAAAUUGAUCAGCGAAUGUCCCAAGGCUACUCCUCAGAAGCACUUCUUGGUGCCCGGUGACAUCACCAAUGAGAGGGACACCGAGAGGAUUCUCACAGACACCAUCAAAGAGUACGGAAAACUCGAUGUGCUCAUCAAUAAUGCCGGAAUUCUCGAGCCGGGAACCAUUGAGAACACCAGUCUGGAGCAAUUCGAUCGCGUGAUGAACACCAACAUCCGCUCGAUUUACUACCUCACCAUGCUGGCCACUCCGCACCUCAUCAAGUCGAAGGGCAACAUCGUGAACGUGUCCAGCGUGAACGGGAUCCGCUCCUUUCCGGGCGUGCUGGCGUACAACAUCAGCAAGGCAGCCGUGGAUCAGUUCACAAGGUGCGUGGCACUGGAGUUGGCGCCCAAGAACGUCCGCUGCAAUGCCGUGAAUCCGGGAGUGACCGUGACGAAUCUCCACAAGCGCAGCGGCAUGUCCAACGAGGCGUACGAGAAAUUCCUCGAGCACUCCCGGAACACUCACGCUCUGGGACGACCCGGCGAUGUGAAGGAGUUGGCGCACACCAUCGCCUUCCUGGCCAGUGACCAGGCAUCCUUCAUCACGGGAGCUUCGCUGCCGGUCGAUGGAGGACGCCAUGCCAUGUGUCCACGAUAGAAUGCUCUCGAUUUUCCUAUGUUCCCUGAUCUGUCCUGAUGGUCUCCAGAGUGCCUUAAAUGCAUUUGUGCGAUUUAUUUUUGUAAAGACAAACUUUUUAUUGCAAUAUAAAGCAGAGAUUGAAAACGAUUGAA